Messenger RNA from Colletotrichum godetiae, 1923 nucleotides. RefSeq lists its product as uncharacterized. The transcript has 3 exons. Gene Ontology annotation, molecular function: zinc ion binding; DNA-binding transcription factor activity, RNA polymerase II-specific. Bases 1 to 1923 code for a protein of 640 amino acids. Gene Ontology annotation, biological process: regulation of DNA-templated transcription. Lineage: Eukaryota; Fungi; Ascomycota; Sordariomycetes; Glomerellales; Glomerellaceae. The record is from RefSeq and is a predicted model, not a curated record.
AUGACACGGAAGGGCCAGCCAAAGGUUCGGACUGGCUGUUUGACCUGCAAGUCACGCAAGGUAAAGUGCGAUGAAGCAAAACCGGCAUGCGCGCGCUGCACCAGCACCGGCCGCAAAUGCGAAGGCUACGCCGUCGUCGUCCCCAGCAAUAGGGCCAUUGCCCGCGCCCGCUCACGAACCACGAGGCUGAGAGAUGCGCUCGCGCAGGCCAGGGCGGGCUGGGAAUUCGAAUCGGACCAGGCCACCGUGGAGUACUUUGCUCGGGACGUGGCGCCCAAUCUGCCGCAGAACUUUGAGAAUAAGUUCUGGUCCGACCUUGUGCCGCGCCUGAGUAAGUCGGAGCCCGCCGUGAUGCAUGCCAUGGCUGCCAUUGGCAAUCUUUUCCCGCAGCGAGGACCACCGAGUAACUCGAUCCAAGGAGCGACGGCGACGGCGACAACAGCGAUAACGAGUACCGAUAGAGGGGGCGGGAAUCCGCAGGCCGACGAGCAUUAUGGCAAGGCGUUGCGCAGGUCCUUUGGAUCACCCAGCAACCGUUCAUCCCCGAGCCUGUCCUCCGUCGGACCGUCAUCAGCCAUCCAAUCCCCAGCAGCUCUCACGCCAGGUAUCUCGAGCAUACCAGAGCUCGCAGAACCAGACCGGCAAGACAUCCUCACGCCGACGAACCCCUUCACAUCACCCCAAAGCCAAGCCGGCGGCGACGAUCCCGACGAUGACAUGACGCAACCAAACGAUGUGGACGUCGUCCUCUCUUGCUGCAUCCUCUUCAUCGCCACAGAAUUCCUUCGCAAGAGCUUCGACGCCGCCAUGCAGCACCUCGCUAGCGGCAUCAACAUCCUCAACAACGUAGACUAUGACGAGCUGGAGCAAGACACGCUCGACGAAAUCGUGCCCAAAUUCCACCGGCUCAGCAUCAUCCAGCUAUGCUACUACGACAAACCGGGCUUCCCCUCGCUCAACCUCCAACACGGCGGCGGCACCGGCGGCGGAGGAGGAGCAAGUCUCGGGGGAUUGGGAUCCAGGUACAACCUGGGCCCCUUUGACAAGAGCAACAGCAUCUACCUCCCCAAACGCGCCGUCGACCCGAUCCUCCUCGACGCCAUACGCUACAUCCGCUCCGCGGACCCCGGAUCGCAGACCGACUCCCGCCUAGCCUCAAAGGGCCCCGUCAUGUCCGAAGAACAAAAACACAUCUGCGCCUCGCUCGACAGGUGGCACGCCGCCUUCCUCGCCUUUGUCGAGUUCCCCCGCAGAGACGCCGACGGCGACCAGCCGCUGCCGAAACACCAGGGGCUCAUCUGCGCCGAGACGGAGAUGAAAUACCAGGCGGCCAAGAUCUGCAUCAGCGUCUGCCGGUCCCACGACGAGUCUGUGUACGACUGCUUCAAGGAGAACUUUGCGCGCAUCGUCGUGCUCGCAAGGUUGAUUCUCGACAGCUGUCCCGACGCUUCGCCCGAGACGCCGGACGAUUUUACAUUCGACUUCAAACCGAGUUUCCUCCCCCUUAUCGAGUUCGUGAUUGUCAAGUGCCGCUGGCUCGAUAUCCGGUACCAGGCGUGGCUCAUCGCCUGGGAACUCGCAAUGGGGCGGCGGGAGCCCGUGACGCUGGGGGAGGGACAUAAUCUGCACUACAUCGGCAAGCGGAUGAUUGAGCGGGAACACAACGUCAGCAUCGAGGAAGUGACGCGGCAGAACGCCAGCCUGUUUUCGUUGCCGGCCGAGGAGAUGCGCGUCAAGGACUACCUCACCGAUGCCCGGUUUGCUGAUUUGGUCCAGACGAACGAUAAAAAGGAUAAAUCGUCGUCCGCCGCCGCGGUACAGGUCCCGUACACCCAACAUCUGCUGCUCCGCUGCGGCAGCUGUGAGUUGGAUCAGCUCGCCGGUUGGAUGGAGGGCUAUGAAUUUUCGGGGAGGGAGCAGUGA